This is a messenger RNA of Nelumbo nucifera (sacred lotus), 8419 nucleotides long. RefSeq lists its product as uncharacterized. The record is from RefSeq and is a predicted model, not a curated record. Gene Ontology annotation, biological process: signal transduction. Gene Ontology annotation, cellular component: membrane. NCBI's taxonomy places the organism in Eukaryota, Viridiplantae, Streptophyta, Magnoliopsida, Proteales, Nelumbonaceae.
UCACGAGCCAGCUCCAAAUUCAAAUUCAAAAAUUUUCAAACUGUUUUAGGGUGGGAACAAGAAGAAACCAGUGAAGCCGGAGCGCCAUUACCGAACGAACUCUGAAGUCUGAAGUAAAUUCUCUGUUUACAAAACAAAAUGCCGCAUCGUUGAUCGUUUAUGUGUGUGUAAAUUUAUGCAUUGAGAGAUGGAGUUCCACACAAUGAAGAGAAAGGAUCUACAAGCAUUGUGCAAAAAGCACAAUAUACCUGCGAAUACAACGAACCAGCAGAUGGCAGACAGGCUUGCUUCGCUUCUUAAGGUAGAAGAAAAUCCCAGAAGUAGAGCCCCUUCUUGUUUGAAGGAUUCGGGGGAAAAAGACGGUGCUAAAGAAUCCAACAUCGUGACAGGACAAGAUAAGAAAGUUAGAUUCAGUCCUCGGGUUGAAAUUGUAGAGUUGGAGGACUCGCCAGACUUGAAAAAAUCUCCGGAGAUUAAUAAGGUCGCCAGGACACGGAGGAGGUCUAUGGCCAGGCCGGAACCUGGAAAGCCUGAAACCACUGCUGAGAAGCUCGAGGAAGUUCCAGACAUCCCUCUAAGAAAUACGAGGUGUCGUUCCGGAAAAUCGACAGAAGGUGAGGUAACCGUGACUUCAUCACCUGUAAUUGGACGAAAGAAACGAAGAAAAGAGGUUGAUUUGAAGGAUACGGUGAGAAGUACUUGUGUUGAAGAGACAGGAGAUCGUCCUGCUGUAGAAACCAGAGCAGCAGUUGCAAGAUCAUUGAGGAAAAAGGAGGUUUUGUCACUUAGUGCCGAGGUUAAUGAUGAUGAUAAGAAAGAUUUGAGCCCAAGAAAGACAAGGAGGGGAGUCGUUGAAGUGGCACGAAGGAACACCAGUUCUAGGGCUCGUGUUCUGGAGGCAGAGUGUGAAGCUGGAAACCGAACUGAAACUGAGGCUGAGGAAACUGAACGUGUUGUUCUUCAACCCAAAGAACCAACGCGGCGUUCAACUCGCAAUGCUUCUAAGCAGGAACCCUGUGCACCCGGUGACAUUGAAGCUGGAAACCGAGAUGAAACUGAGGCAGAGGAAACUGAACGUGUUGUUCUUCAACCCAAAGAACCAACGCGGCGUUCAGCUCGCAAUGCUUCCAAGGAGGAACCAUGUGCACCCGGUGACAAUGAAGCUGGAGUUCAGGCUAUAGUGGAGCAAGAAACGGUGAGAGUCUCAGAAUUCAAAGAAGGGCCUCCAAGAAGAUCUGGUCGCCGUGCUUCGAAACUGAAUCCUGUUUUUCCAGCUAUUAGGAAGGCAGGAACUGAUGAAAAUUUGCGUGGGAAUGGAGCACAGAGGAAGCGGUGUGCACCAGACGACAAUAAAGCUGGUGUUGAAGCAGUGGUGCAGGAAGAUACAGCGGCGAAUGUCUCUCAACUCGAAGAAGGGCCUCCAAGAAGAUCUAGUCGCGUUGCUUCGAAGCUGAAUCCUAAUGCUCAAGAUAAUGGGAUGACGGGAUGUGACGAAACUGUGCGGAACAAGGGACCCCAGAAGAAGCGACAGAAAGAUGCAGUCUUGGAAGGAUCAUCUUUUAUGGCUGAAGUGGUAGAAUCUCAACUUGAAGGAAAGGGAGCCUUUCAACUCAAAGACCCUGUGAGGAGAUCUAGACGAAAUUCUUCUGUACAUGAAUAUGUUAUUGUCAGUGGAGAGGGUGAAAAUGGUGAUGCUGUUCAAGGAAAUGAAAUACUGAAGCCCUCCAGUCUCCCUGUUAUGGGAGAAGAAGAAGUUUCAGCAACUGAGUGCAUCUCUCAACUUGCUCAGCCUCUAAGGAGAUCCAGAGGACAAGCUUCUAAGCAGGAAGAUACAGUCUUGGGAGGAUCAUCUUGUGUGACUGAAGUUGUAGAAUCUCAAUUUGAAAGAAAGGGGGUCUUUCAACUCAAAGACCCUGUCAGGAGAUCUAGACGAAAAUCUUCUGUACAUGAAUAUGUUAUUCUCAGUGGAGAGGAUGAAGCUGUUCGAGGAAAUGAAACACUGAAGCACUCCAAUCUCCCUGUUAUGGGAGAAGCAGAAGUUUCAGCAACUGAGUGCGUCUCUCAACUUGCUGGGCCUCCAAGGAGAUCCAGACGACAAGCUUCUAAGCAGGAAUCAUCUGUAGAAACCUCUGUGGUGGGUGUGACUGCUGAACCUUCAAUAAAGAACGUGCAAAGGAAGCGUCUACGGAAGUCAAUCCUGGAAAAAGGUUCUUCUGUAAUGGAGGGUGCCACUUUAAUUGAGGAACUGCCAAUUCCAGAUCCUGAAGUUUCUGUAAAUCUUGUCGAGGGUAGGGGUAGCUCCUUCAAUCCAGUUCUGAGUUCCAUCAAGGAGGUUCCUGAGGCGAUGAAUGGGAAGAGGAAGACCAGGAGAAAGUCUCCUACUAAGAAAGGAAACAGAUCAAAGUCCAUUGUUUCUGAUUUUGAAGAAACGCAGGAUGUUGUGGAAGUAGGUUUGGAGGCGGUUAUUCCUGCAACUGCAAGGCUUGAGAUUCAUUCUGAAAACCAUGAGGAAAGGGCUCUUAUUGAAGAAAUAGAUUUGAAUACUGCGGAUGAAACUAUGCAAAUAUCAGUUGAAAAAGGUAGUUCCUUGGUGGAUGAAAUUUUAGGUGGCAGAGAUGAUGAAGCAUUAGACUUGCAGAAUACACUGGAAUGCGCUGAUGUUACAGAUUUAGAGCCAGUGAAGGAGCAGUUAAAUGUCUUCACUGAUGUGGAAAGGAUGCGCAUACUAUUUUCUGGAAAUAAUUCAUUAGAGGUGCAGGAAGAACAAACUAAGUGUUGCGAAGUUGCAGAUGAAACAGAAGCUUCCGCUGUUGGGAACAGUUUAGAAGUCCCUUGUGAGCUCCCUCAGACUGUUGUACAAGAACUAGCCAACCAAAAUUCUGAAGAAACCCAGCCGGUUCAUCUUUCGUAUGAUAGUUCUUCCGUCGAGUGCAGUUUCAAUGUUGGUAUAGAAAUUUUUUCUGAAGUCGCUGAAAAAGUAGAGUCUGUAAAGAAGGCUAUUAUGGAAGCCACUGAAACAGUAGAAUCUGUGAAGGCGGCGGCUAAUAUAGAAGCCAGUGAAGCAGUAGAAUCUGUAAAGGAGGCUACUAUGAAAAUCACUGAAACAGUAGAAUCUGUGAAGGAGGCGGCUACCGUGGAUGUCACUGAAGCAGUAGAAUCUGUGACGGAGGAGUCUUCUAUGGAAUUCACUGAAACAGAAUCUGUGAAGGAAGCGGCUAUCAUGGAAGUCACUGAAGCAGUAGAACCUGUAAAGGAGGCUACUAAGGAAGUCCUUGAAGCAGUUGAAUCUGUAAAGGAGUCUAUUAUGGGUGUCAAUGAUGCAGUAGAUUUUGUAGAGGAGGCUUCAAUGGAGGUCACUGAAACCGUAGAAUCUGUGAAGGAGUCAGUUACUACGGAAGUCACUGAAACAGUAGAAUCUCUGAAAGAGGAGGCUACUUUAGAAGUCACUGAAGCAGUUGGAUCUCUGAAGGAGAAAGCGACUAUAGAAGUCACUGAAGCAAUAGAAUCUGUAAAGGAGGCGACUACUACGGAAGCCAUUGAAACAGUAGAAUCUGUGAAGGAGGCUACUAAGGAAGUCACAGAAGCAGUAGAAUCUGUAAAGGAGGCUAUUAUGUGUGUCAAUGAAGCAGUAGACUCUGCAGAGGAGGCUUCUAUGUAUGUCACUGAAACCAUAGAAUCUGUGAAGGAGGCGGCUACUACAGAAGUCACCGACACAGUAGAAUCUGUGACGGAGGCUUCUAUGGAAGUCACUGAAACAGUAGAAUCUGUGAAGGAGGCUUCUAUGGAAGCCACUGAAACAGUAGAAUCUCUGAAGGAGGAGGCUACUAUAGAAGUCACUGAAGCAUUAGAGGAAGUAACCGAAACAGUUGAGUCUGUAAAGGAGGCUUCUAUGGAAGUCACUGAAACAGUAGAAUCUCUGAAGGAGGAGGGUACUAUAGAAGUUACUGAAGCAGUAGAAUCUGUCAAGGAGGCUGGUACUAUAGAAGUCACUGAAGCAGUAGAAUCUGUCAAGGAGGCUGGUACUAUAGAAGUCACUGAAGCAGUAGAAUCUGUAAAGGAAGCUACUAUGGAUGUCACUGAAGUAGUAGAAUAUGUAAAGGAAGCUACUAUGGGUGUUACUGGAACAGUAGAAUCUGUAAAGGAUGCUUUUAUGGAACUCACUGAAACAGUAGAAUCUCUGAAGGAGGGUACUAUAGAAGUUAGUGAACCAGUAGAAUCUGUAAAGGAGGUGGCUACUAUAGAAGUCACUGAAGCAGUAGAAUCUGAAAAGGAAGCUACUAUGGAUGUCACUGAAGUAGUAGAAUCUGUAAAGGAGUCUAGUAUGGAAGUCCAUGAAACAGUAGAAUCUGUACAAUCUAUUCUGGCUGCUAAUGACAUAAUGCUAGAGGUUAACGGCCUCUGUCUUGGAUGCCAAAUUGAAGAUUUGGGGAAGCCUAUUCUUAAUGUUUUGGACAUGGGGGAAGAAGAUGAUGCAGAUGAUGAAUUUUCAGUGAGCCAAAAGAAACAUCGAAGAGAUAGUUGUUUGUUUGAUUCACAUACUCAAGAACAACAAUCAACGGACUGGAAGGAGACCGAACAACAAGAUGUUGCUGAAGUUAGUGCGGGUUGCUUAACAAUUACAAAUGAAUCUCUUUGUGCUCAUCAAGAUGGUGCUGAGGAAAACGGAAGCUCAGAUGAAACCCGUAAUGUUGAUUCUGGAAAAGUUGAUGGGAUGGGUAUUGGAUCUUUUGAUAGAGAUGGGAAUGGUCAGCGGUUCCAAGAACUUUUGUCUGCAGAAGCCAACAAAAAGAAACUGAACUUUAUAUUUGAUGAUUUAGCUGAGGCUUUUUUUCUUAAUUCCGAAGAGAAUUCCGAGGGGCGACAGCAUCAAGAUCCGAGUAGGGACGAUGAAGAUGCCACAGUGGAAGGGAACUCUACAAUUUCUCCUGAACAAAUCGCGAACCAGAAGGAAAGUAGGGAACUCUACAAUUCUGAAAAGAAAUACAUGUUAGAAUUUUCUCCCUUGAAAACUGGUGAAGCUUCAGAUAUUCAUCGAACCCUUGAAAAGGGUGCAUCAGAUUACCGUGCUUUUGAUAGUAACGGUGCUCUUUCGGCUGUUAACUCACCAACUACCCAAGAUAAUGCCUCACGAGUGGUAGAUGUUGAGUCUUGUCUGAACAGCAUGGCUUCAAAGCUCAUUAGAGAUGCUGCUAUUGGUAUUGUUGGUCUAUCAAGUAGAAAAGCAGAUAUCAACUCAGGGAGAUUUGAAGAUUCUUCAAAUGAAACUGAUCCCAUUGACUCUAUAAGGUUUUUAUUUUCUGAAGUUAGUUCAGUGCAGAAAGAAGACGUGGUGAGCCGUGAUUCUGAAUUGGGUGCAGCAGAUGCCAAACCUGUUAAUAAUUUCAGCAAUCUUUCAAUUGUUGAGGCAUUGGCGAUCCAAGAUGGUGAGGCAACAGAUGUGGAUGAGGCGCCCAGUGUGAACUGUAUUAAAUCGAAGUCCUGUGGGAAGGAUACUGCAGUAACUGCAGUGUUGAGAGGAGAAACAUAUUAUGGUCCGGAAGAUUCUGUAGAAUCUUCACAUGCUGCUGGAGAUAAUCCAUCUGUAAGGGAAGAACUCGAACAUGCGGAUAUGAAAGAAAAUACAGAGGGAGAAGUAAUGGCACAACUUACUGAGGAGGAGCUUGGUUCUGUAAAUAAAUGUGAAGUUCUGGUGGUGAUGGAACAUGAUAACUGUCCUUUUGUAGAGCUUGACAAUGGUAAUCGUGGAUUGGUAAGUGAUAGUGACAUUGGGGUGGCCAAUGUGCUGAAAGGCAGGGUUGGUGAAAGGGUCAAGCUUGAAAAUGGUGUGGAGUUCAUGGAUGAACUGUCGGGCUCUGUAAAUGGGCGUAUAGUUGCAGAUAUUGAUAGAGCGAACAAUGAGAAUGUGGGGACUGUAGAGAAAAAAAUGGAUAUCCUCAGAACUGAGGCUGAUAUGAGAUCGGAAAAGACAUAUCAGGAGCAGGGAAUAAUUGAUCCCAACUUCAUCACCUCACCAAUAUGUGGAGAUUUUCCCUGGUCGGUAGAUAGGGCCACUGAAGAUAGACUUGGAUCUGAAUAUAGCAUUUUCCCAGUAGAGGCAAAAGGUGAACAGAUCCAAUCCAGUGAAGAUGCGGGAAAGAGAUAUUCUGGAGAACUUGAUACCAAUGAGGUCAGUGGUAUCCCGCAAUUUGAGUCUAAAACAUUGGCUGAGGCAACGGAAGCAUUGGAAUGUGUGGAUGAUGCUAAUGAACCAGUGGCUGGUGGCAUCUCUCCUGUUUGCCAAAUGGGUGAUUUGAGUCUACCUGUUUUAGAUCCUCUUGACACCGCUGUAGAAUAUGAACCAGAUGGUCAAAAAUCAGUAAGCCAAGAAAGUAGUCAAUUAGAUGGUUAUGUUUCCUGUCGAGAUGUUGAAUAUUUUGAGUCUUCUGGUUGCAAUGAAAAAGAGACACCGGAGAUUGUUGUGCCUGACACUCUUGCUGAAACAAGUCUACAUGAUGCUGUUGGGAAUUGUUUAAGUGAAUCCAAAGAGAUUGGAAGAUCAGAUGAGAUAUUGGAACUUGUUUCCAUGGAAGUCAAAAAUACUGAUGACUUCUCUAGUAGAGAUUCUGUUGGUGAUCUCACAGUUAAUACAGAAUUGUUGGAGCCACAACCAAGUCAUGAAUUGUCUGUGAACUGUGGAGAUGCUACAGUGAAAGUGGAUAGUAAAGAGGGAGUAGAUGGGGAUAUCCAUUCAGAAGGUUCUAAAAUGAUUAUUGAAAAGGAAGAUUAUGAGGAGCAUGAUGAUCCUGAAUUUGAAGACACGGGGAUUUCACUUGAGAAUGGUGUUGGGGAUUCAGAACUCUGGCAAAUUGUUAAAACAGAUUAUUCCUCUGAAAAUCUCACCCUUGAGGAAUUUGCUGAAGUGAAAGUGGAAAGAGGAAUGCCUGUUUCUGUCUCGGUUGACAUUGAGGAGCCUUCCAAUGAAAUUGGAAUUGUUCAAUCUGUGCAUGGUGAACAUGAAUGCUGGGAACUGAAAGAGACCAAACAGGCUAUUGAAGAAAUUACCCUGCUGCCACAUGCUGAAGAUGUUUGUUUAAUGAAGGUGUCUUGCUUGGAAGAGCAUGAUUGUGGGAGUCAUGAAAAAGCCGAUGAAGAAAAUAUAAAGGUGACUACUGAAUUUAAUGUUGAGGUUGGAGAAGAGGUGAUCAUGGUAGAAAUGGACGUGGAUAAAGUUCCAGAAGUGGAAGUGGAAGAACCUAUGAAGGCCUUGACGGAAAAGCACAAUAGUGUCCAUGGUGAAGCUGAAAAGAGCCAACAGAGUGCAGAGACCUUUAGAGAGAAUUUUGAUCAAGAGGAUUGUGAAACGAGUGUAGGUAGCAUGGUUCUUACACCUGCUUGCAAAGGUUCCGCGGACUUCUCCAUGGAAGACGGUUCUAAUAGCUGUGGAUGCAGUAAUGUUACUUCUGAAGGUGGAAAGAUUGUAUUACAGAAAUUCUUAAUGACCAUGAGGGAAGAAUUGAGUGCUGCACUUUGUCAGGAGGCCGCUGGGCCUCAAGAAAUUGAGGAGUUGUUGAAAAGCCUUGAAGGUGUGGGGUGGGACUUUGAAAAUGACUUCUCUCUUGGUUCUGCUGCUCUUUCACCCGUUGCUGAUUCAAAAAGUCAAGAUUGUGGACAAAGUACCAAGGAGAUCUAUUCUUCCGAGCAUAAUCAUGUAUUGUACAAAGAUGAAGAAAGAGAUUGGAAUGAGCAAAUAAAUGAUGACAAACCUAGCCCUUUGGAUUCAUUCUUUGUUGCUAAAAGCCCAAGUCAGCAAUUGAAAUUGGAGUUAUCUGGUAGGAAGCAAGUUUCAGCAGCCAAGAUGAAUCAAGUCAAUAGUCUACUGAAGAGGUUAUUUAUUUCUUCUGCUGUGAAAAGGAGAUGUGCUGGGAACAGCUCUGUGCAGAACACACCUGAGAAAUCACUUGUUAACAUGCACGAAUUUGGAAUGAAGGAGAAUGUUGUAAGCAGUAAGAGAGGCCGUGAUAUUACAAUUGAGAGAUCGGGAACAAAAAGGAGAGCAUUAGGUGAUCUGCAGAAUAGAAUGAGAGUUGACAAGGCCUCUUGAGUUGUUUAGGAAUAACGACUAUUUAACAUUGGAUGAAGACCUGAUGAGGGACUUCAAUGCAUAGAAUACCUGAGGUGGAAAUUUAGUAGCUUAGGCAUACCUCAUGCAAGCGCACUUAGGAGACCGCUUUUUAGGUGUCUCUGUAUUUUAACAUUUUAUCUUGUUUGUUGAUUUCAUGGAUGUGUUCAGUUUUCUGGUUUCACAACAAGGCUGUUGUAACUUGUAAAAAUCUAGUUCUAGGCCUUGUUCGUCUUUGUUGGUUGCCCAUCUUCAGAGAAAUGAAAAUUUUAGUGUAACAUUUGGUAGGGAAAUGAUCUCACAAACUAAAUGUUUUGUAUU